AUGAAGGACAGUAUCAACUACGACUUUGAAGAUAAUAAGAACGAGUUAGUAAUUAUAGUAAAUGAAAAAAAUGAGUUCCAAGAAUUAAAAACAAGAAAAAUUAUGAGAAAAGAUAAUUUAUGGCAUAGGUCUACAUCCAUAUUGGUAUUUACAAAAAUAGGACAAGAAUAUUUUAUAUAUAUACAUAAAAGAUCAAAAAUUAAAGAUUACUGUCCAUCAUAUUAUUCAAUUGGAUUUGGUGGAGUACUUUCAGCAAAUGAAGAUUUUUUACAAAACGCUGUAAAAGAAUUACAUGAAGAAAGUGGUAUAUUAAAAAAACCUGAACAGUUAAUUGAUUUAGGUUUAAUAAAAUGUGACACAGGGUAUGCCAAGGCCUUUGUCCAAUGUUAUGUAACUUUCAUUCCCCCUGAUUUCCAGACUGUUCCUCAAUUAAAUGAAGUGGAAUUUAUAACAAGAGUUUCGAUAAAUGAUUUUGACAAAUUUUUAGAAGAGGAAAAAAUUACUGAAAUAAGCAAAAGUGUAUACAACAAUUUUAGAGACAAAGUUAAUAAAUCCAACUUGGAUGAAUUUUAUAAAACUCUUUCCUCAUAA
Plasmodium adleri (nom. inval.) is the source of this 591-nucleotide messenger RNA. Its product is annotated as nucleoside diphosphate hydrolase, putative. The record is from RefSeq and is a predicted model, not a curated record. Gene Ontology annotation, cellular component: cytoplasm. The coding region runs from base 1 to 591 and encodes 196 amino acids. Gene Ontology annotation, biological process: isopentenyl diphosphate biosynthetic process. The transcript has 3 exons. Lineage: Eukaryota; Apicomplexa; Aconoidasida; Haemosporida; Plasmodiidae. Gene Ontology annotation, molecular function: isopentenyl-diphosphate delta-isomerase activity.